AUGAUCCACACCACGGGCGGCGGCGGCUUCGCCACGACGACGCAGGACCUCGUCAAGCUCAUCGAGACGCCGAAGGAGCACUUUGGCGACCACCUCGCAACGCUCGGAGGCAUCGAAGGCGUCGCAGCCACGCUCAAGUCGUCCUUGGUCGCGGGUCUCGAUAGCAACAAUGCGCAGGACCUGCAGGCGCGCGAGGAUGUGUUUGGUCGCAACUACAUCGAGCCCGAAAAGUCCGCAUCGAUUCUUGAGCUCAUGUGGGAAGCCUUUCACGACUCGACGAUCAUUGUACUGACCAUUUCGGGCACCAUCUCGAUCAUCCUGGGGUUUGCCGUGCCGCACGAAGGCGGUAGCGGGGCCGACUGGAUCGAAGGAGCUUCGAUUCUUGGCGCUGUCUUUCUCGUUAUUACGGUCUCGGCUGUCAAUGACUACCAGAAGGAGAAGCAAUUCGCGGCCCUCAACGCAAUCAAGGAAGACGAGAAGAUCAAGGUCAUUCGCAACGGCGUACCCGCCGAAGUCUCCAAGUUCAAGCUUGUUGUCGGCGACAUCUUGCGCGUUGACCUCGGUGAUAUUUUGCCCGCGGACGGCCUCGUCUUUGAUGAGAGCGACCUCAAGAUCGACGAGUCGGCCAUGACGGGCGAGACCGACCUCAUGAAGAAGACUCGCACGGGGAUGGCGGCCAUGUUCAGUGGCACGCGCGUGAUGGAAGGCGUCGGGAAGAUGCUCGUCACGUGCGUCGGGGCGCAUAGCCAGAGCGGUAUCAUCUCGACGCUUGUCGCGGGCAAGGGCGAAGCCGGUAAGAAGGACGAAGCCAAGAAGAACGGCCCGCGCGACGACAACUGCAAGGUGGCGCCGGCCAAACCAAAGAGCGACGACGACGAAGUGUAUGAGGCGGAAGAAGAGAGCCCGCUUCAGGGCAAGCUCAACAGCCUCACGGUGGCCAUUGGGAAGGCCGGCACGACCAUGGCGGUCAUUGUUUUCCUGGCGAUGGCCGUCCGCUUCUCGAUCGAGACGUUUGUCCACGAAAGUAAUUCGUGGGACACCAAGUACUACUCGACGUACCUCGGGUUCUUCAUCACGGCGAUCACGGUGCUCGUCGUCGCGAUCCCCGAGGGCCUUCCGCUGGCAGUGACGAUCUCGCUCGCCUUCUCGGUCAAGAAGAUGCUCAAGGACAACAACCUCGUCCGGCACUUGGACGCGUGUGAGACCAUGGGCUCGGCGACCACCAUUUGCUCGGACAAGACGGGCACGUUGACAACAAACCGCAUGACGGUCAUGCAGUGUUGGCUCGGCGGGCGCGAGUACUCGGCCGCGACGCAGCUCCUUGGCGAGAUCUCGGAUUCGAUGAAGGAGGCGUUCAGCCACAGCAUUUGCCUCAACUCGACCGCUGAGAUCCUUCCGCCCAAACUGCCGGGGCAGCCGUUCGAGCACACGGGCAACAAGACCGAGUGCGCGCUUCUCACCUUUUGCAAGGAGCUCGGCAUCGACUACAGCAACGUCCGCAAGGAGCAGCCCAUUCAGCAUAUGCUCACGUUCAGCAGCAAGAAGAAGCGCAUGAGUGUCGUCGCCAAGCGAGGUGUCAACGCGCGAGUCUUUUGCAAGGGUGCGACCGAAGUAGUCUUGGGUCUGUGCAGUAAGAUGAAGCGUCUCGACGGCAGCGUCGCUGAGCUCUCGGCCGCCGAUAAAGAAGAGAUUGGCGAGAAGAUCAUCGACAAGUACGCAAGCCAAGGGUACCGCACCCUUUGCCUUGCGAUCCGGGACCUCGACAUCUCUUGCGACCAAGUCAAGACGUGGUCCGAUGACGACAUUGAGACGGACCUUACAUGCAUUGCGAUCGUCGGCAUCGAAGACCCGGUGCGCCCCGAGGUGCCCGAGGCCAUCCGGCUCUGCCACCGCGCCGGCAUCAUCGUGCGCAUGGUGACCGGCGACAACAUCAUGACGGCGCGCUCGAUCGCGGGCAAGUGCGGGAUUCUCAAGGCUGGCGACAACGCGCUCACAAUGGAGGGCUCCGAGUUCCGGAAGCGCGUCCUCGACAGCAACGGCAAGAUCAUCCAGUCCGAGUUUGAUAAGAUCUGGCCGCACCUCCGCGUCCUUGCGCGCUCUUCGCCCAAGGACAAGUACACGCUCGUGACGGGUCUCAAGCAGACCAAGCUCAUGCCGUACGGGCCGCAGGUCAUCGCCGUCACGGGCGACGGCACGAACGACGCACCGGCGCUCAAAAAGGCGAAUGUGGGCUUCGCCAUGGGGAUCUGCGGCACGGCGGUCGCCAAAGAUGCGUGCGACAUUAUCUUGAUGGACGACAACUUCACCUCGAUCGUCAACGCCGUCAAGUGGGGCCGCAACGUCUACGACUCGAUCGCCAAGUUUCUCCAGUUCCAAAUCACCGUCAACUUUGUCGCGGUCAUGCUCGCGGUGCUCGGUGCGCUCAUUCUCGAAGAGUCGCCGCUGAGUGCGAUCCAGCUGCUCUGGGUCAACUUGAUCAUGGACACAUUUGCGUCGCUAGCGCUCGCGACCGAACCACCGACGGCCGCGCUCCUCGAACGCCGGCCGUACUCGCGGACAAAGCCGCUUCUGAGUCGCUUGAUGGUCAAGCACAUUGUGUGCCAGGGCCUCUUCCAGCUCAUCGUGCUGCUCAUCAUGCUCUUCCAGGGCGAAGUCAUCUUCGAUGUGCCCUCCGGGCGUCGGGACGACAUCCAGGGCUCGGACAAGCGCUCGAUUCACUUUACGAUGCUCUUCAACACCUUUGUGUUCAUGCAGCUCUUCAACGAGCUCAACUGCCGCAAAAUCAACGACGAAGUCAACAUCUUUGUCGGUCUCCUCGACAACGCUCUCUUCUGCGGCAUCUCGGUCGUCCAAGUGUUCUUUCAAGUGCUCAUUGUGCAGUUUGGCGGCGUCCCGUUCAAAUGCCUCCCGCUCAACGGCGCGCAGUGGGGCUACUGCAUCUUCAUCGGCGCCUUGUCGCUGCCACUGGGCCUGCUCUUCCGCUGCCUCCGUCUCCCUCGCUGGAUGUCCUUUGUGCUCUUUGACGACGAAGGCGCCUCGGAGGCUGAAAUGAGCCAGUGGGUCCGCGGUCUCAAGCGCGUUCGGCAGCAAAUGGAGACGUCGCUCUUCAAGGCAAAGUGACGAGACGUAGGCUCCCUUUAUACACCCUACAUGGAGACAUAAACUACCCAUCAAUGUAUAUAUAUAUAUGUAUGUGCACAUA
Molecule: messenger RNA, 3202 nt
Organism: Saprolegnia diclina VS20
Lineage: Eukaryota; Oomycota; Saprolegniomycetes; Saprolegniales; Saprolegniaceae
Exons: 3
Coding region: 1-3120 (1039 amino acids)
Biological process (GO): calcium ion transmembrane transport
Cellular component (GO): membrane; intracellular membrane-bounded organelle
Molecular function (GO): ATP hydrolysis activity; ATP binding; P-type calcium transporter activity
Source: RefSeq, a predicted model, not a curated record